Molecule: messenger RNA, 471 nt
Organism: Brettanomyces nanus
Lineage: Eukaryota; Fungi; Ascomycota; Pichiomycetes; Pichiales; Pichiaceae
Exons: 1
Coding region: 1-471 (156 amino acids)
Source: RefSeq, a predicted model, not a curated record
AUGGACAAUACUUAUGAAGGAAAGCUGAUGAUCGUGGCACUUGUCUUGAUACUUUGUGCAAUUGCCCUAUUCUACAUAUACAAGGUUACUGUCAGACGACGGUUGAGAUCUCUACAAUCAACAACUGCUUUCUCAAAUCGUGUUCCAUCCAUCGAAUUGAACAACUAUUCUUACCGGGAACCUGAAUCAGGACCAUUCUCUUCAUCCACGAAUCAAAUUACAAGCUUGCCACUAUAUACAGAAACACCUGAUCCCAUCCAGGAUGCUGGAUACUACAAGCAGGACGGAACAUUUGUUUCGUCACAAGAUAUCAACAAGAAUCAGGGUAAGGAGCAAUCAUCUGUUACUGUUUCAUAUACAGAGCAGUCUCAACAGCUAUCAGAACCACCACCAUUUGAGCCUCCUGCUUAUAAUCAAGCUGAUUAUCACCCCCCUAGGACACCUCCACCAUCAUUCCAUUUUAGAUUUUAG